GAAUAGGCACCAAAAAGAUAGUCUGAAGUCACCAAUUCACGUUUCUUUUUUCCCCAUCAAACAGCGAGUCAAGCACUCAGUCGUCGCGCUUCUCGCAGUCCAGUCGUCGCUGAGCUUGGAAAAAAGAGAGAUGGGUUUUAUUAUUUCUUUGACCCGAACAACACACAACCUCUCUCUUCUUCAAUAACACUUCCCAUCGAACUAGCCGGCUCUGUAUUGCUUCUAAUGAUAGGAAGAAUUACACACAGUAUUGUGAAGGGUAAGGUUUUGUGAGUUGGUAACUAGAGCUAAACAGCAAUUUUAAUGGGUUUUCAUCCUUAUUUCUAGGUGAGUUAUGACUGGCUUCUCCUUCAAUAUGGCACUAAAAGGCAGAGGUCUUACUGUUCUUUUUGGCAUCUUUAUCUUGUUGCUAUUAAAUAGUAAUUCCAGCUAUGGUACUGCAACUGAUAUUUAUUGCUUGAGAACUCUAAAAGAAUCAUUGGAAGAUCCAUUCCAUUACUUAAACUCUUCGUGGAAUUUUGAUAAUAAUACUGAAGGGUUCAUCUGUAAAUUUACUGGGAUCGACUGUUGGCAUCCUGAUGAGAACAAGGUUUUAAAUAUUCGGCUCUCCGAUAUGGGACUCAAGGGCGAGUUUCCACGUAGUAUUGUGAAUUGCACAGCUUUGACAGGCUUAGAUCUUUCCAGCAACAAGCUCUAUGGAACUAUUCCACGUGACAUCUCUCAAAUACUCAAAUAUGUGACUAGCCUCGAUCUCUCCUCCAACAAUUUCUCAGGAGAGAUUCCCACGAGCCUCGCAAAUUGUUCAUAUCUGAAUGUCCUUAAACUCGACCACAACGCGUUGACUGGUCACAUUCCUCUGCAGCUUGGUCUGCUAGAUCGGAUCAAGACAUUUAGUGUAGCAAACAAUCAAUUGACUGGGCAAGUUCCGAAAUUUUACAAUGCUAAAGUUCCAGCAGAAAACUACGCAAAUAAUGCAGGACUAUGUGGGAAUCCUCUGCCCCUUUGCCAAGCACCUUCUAAGAAAACUCACACUGGAAUCAUUGCCGGAGCAGCUGUUGGUGGUGUGACUGUUGCAUUACUAGUGGGUAUGGGAAUGUUAAUCCUUAUGUGUAAGGUGUCUAAAAAGAAAAAGGAAGAAGAUCUUGAAGGAAAUAAAUGGGCAAAGAGUAUUAAGGGAGCUAAAGGAAUCAAGCUUUCCAUGUUUGAGAAGUCAGUUUCAAAGAUGAGAUUAAGUGAUCUCAUGAAGGCUACUAACAACUUCAACAAAGACAACAUCAUUGGGUUAGGAAGAACGGGAACUGUGUACAGGGCAAUGCUUGAGGAUGGCACUUCACUCAUGGUGAAGAGGUUGCAGGAUACUCAACACUCUGAAAAAGAAUUUGUGUCUGAGAUGGCUACUUUGGGGAACGUGAAAAACCGUAAUUUGGUUCCUCUUUUGGGCUUUUGCAUGACUAAGAAGGAGAGGCUUUUGGUUUAUAAACACAUGCCAAAUGGGACCCUCCAUGAUAAGCUACAUCUUGUAAAUGAAGAUGGGAAAUCCAUGGAGUGGCCUAUUAGGCUCAAAGUUGGGAUAGGGGCGGCUAAAGGAUUUGCAUGGCUUCAUCAUAAUUGCAAUCCCCGUAUAAUUCAUCGAAACAUAAGUUCAAAAUGCAUCUUGCUGGACACAGAUUUUGAGCCCAAAAUAUCUGAUUUCGGACUUGCCAGGCUCAUGAACCCAGUUGACACUCAUUUGAGUACUUUCGUGAAUGGGGAGUUCGGAGAUUUGGGUUAUGUCGCUCCUGAGUAUAUGCGAACUCUGGUUGCCACCCCUAAGGGGGAUGUUUUUAGCUUUGGAGUUGUGCUUCUUGAGUUGGUGACUGGUGAAAGACCUACCCAUGUGACUAAAGCUCCUGAAAGUUUUAAGGGAAAUUUGGUGGAAUGGAUUACACAACUUUCGAGCAACUCUAAGCUUCAAGAUGCCAUUGACAGAUCUUUGGUCGGGAAAGGUUUUGAUGGUGAGCUUUUCCAAUUUCUUAAAGUUGCAUGUAAUUGUGUGUUGCCUGCUCCCAAGGAAAGGCCUACUAUGUUUGAAGUGUACCAGCUUCUGAGAGCUAUUGGGGAGCGAUACCAUUUCACAAUUGACGAUGAAAUUAUGGUGCAGUCAGAUACUGCUGAUGCUGAUUUUAUAGAGGAACUCAUUGUUGCUCAAGAUGUAAAGGAGAAUCAUUGAAAGGUACAGUGAGAGAGUAGUAAUGAGUGGCUCCAUAAUCUAUCUGUAGUUAUUUGUUUUUUUUUUUUCUUUUCCCGGUAAAAGGGUACGCGCUGUAGUUAGUUGUUGUUGUGUGUAAUAAAUGUUCAUAUUUUAUAUAAUAUUAAUAAUGUUUCACUUUUGCUUU
Molecule: messenger RNA, 2375 nt
Organism: Cornus florida
Lineage: Eukaryota; Viridiplantae; Streptophyta; Magnoliopsida; Cornales; Cornaceae
Product: probably inactive leucine-rich repeat receptor-like protein kinase At5g48380
Exons: 3
Coding region: 335-2209 (624 amino acids)
Biological process (GO): protein phosphorylation
Molecular function (GO): protein binding; ATP binding; protein kinase activity
Source: RefSeq, a predicted model, not a curated record